AUGUCAACACUUCCUGUUGUGUUUUUCUGCUUUUCAAACCAGGAAGAUGGAUUUUCUGUCGAGCAAAUGGAUUAUUAAUUUGCUAGUUUGUUGUUUUUUCAUCGGUGUCAGCUGUAAUUCAGUGGAAAAGAAGAUUUAUGUGCAUCUCAAUUACACUGUCCCAUGUGUGCGACUGCUCAAUGCAACACAUCAAAUAGGCUGCCAGUCCUCUAUGUCAGGUAAUGUGGGUGUGCUCCAUGUGCUGGAGUCGGAGGAAAACCUGGACUGGGUCCUGAGCUCUGGUCCCAAUCCUCCUUAUAUGGUCAUCUUGGAGCAACGGCUCUUUACCAGAUCCGUCAUGAUGAAGUUGAAGAGUGGCUCCAGCAGGGUGGCAGGCGUUGCUGUCGUGGCGCCAAACACAAACCCGACUGAGGGCUUCUCUCCGCACACCACCUGUCCCAACGAGAACUCAGGUGUUUAUUCACAGACCUAUGGUCCAGCCAUGGCUAAUUGUAAUGUGACAGUGUGGAACCCCCUGGGAAACGGGUUGUCCUACGAGGAGUUUGACUUCCCCAUCUUCUCUCUCAAAGACGACAAUGACACCGAGAUCAUACGACAGUGCUACUUUCAACAUAACCGUGCUGUGAACGGCAGCGCUCCUCAGUACCCACUGUGCGCUAUGCAGCUCUACUCCCACAUGUUCGCCGUCACCGACACAGCCACCUGCAUGAGACGAAAUGACAUCAACUUCAGCAUCAGCCCAGAGAUGGUGUGUGACCCACUGGGUGACUACAAUGUUUGGGCCUCAACCAGGCCUCUCAACAACACAGCCAAGGGCCACAAGAUGUGGGAGAGUGUGGUCAUCGCAGCAGCCAGGGUGGACAGCAGGUCUUUCUUCUUUGACAUCGCUCCAGGAGCAGAGAGCGGAGUCUCAGGGUUCGUCACCCUGCUGGCGGCCGCUCACGCUCUGCGUAAUGCCACCCAGGAGGCCCAGCCUAACCGCACCAUCCUCUACACCUUCUUCCAAGGGGAAACCUUUGACUACAUCGGCAGCUCGAGGAUGGUGUAUGACAUGGAGAACAAUCAGUUUGUAGUGGACCUGGACAAUAUUCACUCAGUGCUGGAGAUUGGACAGGUCGGACUUCGUGCUGACUCCAGACUCUGGCUUCACACUGACCCUGUGUCGAGGAGGAACGACAGCAUCAAUAAGGAGGUGGAGGAGCUCAUCAGAAACCUGCGCUUGGCUGCGACAGGUUUAAACGUCUCUGCUGAAGUGCCCAAUUUCUCUCAGCCGCUCCCGCCCUCGUCCUUCCAGCGUUUCCUGCGAGCUCGGCCAAUCCCUGGCGUUGUUCUUGAGGAUCACCAGUCUGCGUUCACCAAUAGGUUCUACGAGAGCAUGUUUGAUAACGCAGAAUACCUGAACAUGUCUUACCCACCAAACAUGACGCCAGAGGAGCAGCUACAAUUUGUCACUGACACUGCCAAGGCUGUGACUGAGGUGGCCACCAUGGUCGCUCGGGCUCUGUACAGGCAGGCGGGAGGAGCAGAAACCCAGCUGAGCAGCAUUAACGCAGACCCUCAAAUAGUGACCCAGAUGCUGUACAGUUUCCUCGUUCGGUCAAAUAACUCCUGGUUCCAGCAAAUAAUCUCCUCAGACCUCAUAAGUCAUCUGGCCGACAGGCCCCCAAACUUCUAUGUCGGCGUGGUCCAGCAGCCCAGCGAACCGACUCUUCUGGUCCAGUACCUGCUGGCUAACCUGACAGGCAGCAUCGUCAACAUCACCCAGGACAACUGCCAGAACCAGAGAGAGGACGAGAAAGACACUGAAAACAAACACAUUUACAACUACAUGUGGGUUCAGGGUGCGGCGCCUCCCAACAGCACACAGAGGGAGGGAUUCUGUGUCCGCUCCACCGCUCAUCUCUCCAAAGCGCUGUCCCCAGCAUUUGAGCUGCGGCAGUACACCUCCAAAGAUUACUCAACAUGGACAGAGUCCAGGUGGAAGUUCAUCAAAGGACGCAUAUUCCUGGUGGCCAGUCACGAAUUGGAGAUGUUGACCCUUGGCGUCGGUGUCGGCAUUCUGGUAACGUCCCUCCUGCUGACGUAUAUCAUCAGCUCGAAGGCCGACAUACUCUUCAGCUCGGGGAGGGAACCAACCAACGCCACCUACUGAUCCACUCGGAGGAGACACAGGCCCACGACCACUAUUACUACUAUUACUACUACUAAUGCUACUUCUAUCCCAAGCAGACAAGGACAGGGUCUUUUCUUUAAAACACACCAUGAAUAGGUACACAGACAGUUUAGUCACAGCAGCGGGGUUGGGGGGGAGGGGGGGGGCUUAUUAGACGACAACUCCAUGUUUAUGGACUCACUCAGGUGAGGCGUGACAUGAGGACUGGACCGGACUGGAUUGGCCUGGAUGGAUCUGGACUCAUCAGGGUCAGAAAACACUGGUCAGGCACCUGAGGGCCCUGCCAGAAGAUGUUUAUAUUUCUUUUAUUUUAGUUGUUUUUUUUUCUUUUUUUUUUUUCCUUUUUAUUGUCAAAGAAUGUUUUGUUUACUGUGUCAUGGGAUGGGCACUAAACAAUGAGCGUUAUUUUGAGUGUGUGUGUGUGUGUAUGUAUGAUUGCGAAUAUGUAAAUGUGACUGAGUGUGUCAGCAAAUGACUGCGUGAUUUAGUGUGUACAAACAAUUGUGUGUGAGUGUGUGUGUGUGUGUGUGUAAGCUUUAUAUGAGGAUUGCGAUGGUGCAAUACUGUAGCUGUCUUCUCUGUCAUGUAGUUUAACUUAUCACUCAGUUCUAAUGAUAAGAAACCACUUUAUGAGUCAGUGAACAAGUUGUAAAAAUUUAAAUUCAAAGGUUUUGCAAAAUCUGGAAAUGCACGGUGAGGUGUUUUUGAAGUUCUUUAAGUUUUUGAAGUUCUAGGUUCUGAAAAAUUGACAAAAACCAUGAGGAUUUUAGAAAAAUUAGCAAAAAGAAUUAUAUUAUUCAUUCCCAGUACACGUGUAACUGCACUUUUAUGUAGUUUUGGACCCACUGCAGUUAUUUCCCGAAUACGCAAGCGUCUGGGGUGGCUGACAAACAUUUUGCUCCGUAUUGAUCAGCUUCCAAAAUCUCCAAGUCCUCAAAUCCAGUUGUUAAAUAAAUCUUAUGUUUUGACACUGAAAGUGUGCUGGUACUCUGGCUGUGCACUCUUUUUGGUUCAAACUUUUUUCACAAGGUUUCUUUUAACGAUAACGUCCGAACAAUUGUGACAACAAACGAGAGGUUUUAAUUCUGCUGAUGCGUGUUCAUUUAAUGGCUGGAAUCAAAGACCAAUUGUGAUGCCUUGAUGAAGAAAUAAACAUUGCUUCUUUUCCAGUU
This is a messenger RNA of Toxotes jaculatrix (banded archerfish), 3345 nucleotides long. It is a transcript of the gene ncstn, whose product is annotated as nicastrin. Gene Ontology annotation, biological process: Notch receptor processing; protein processing. Lineage: Eukaryota; Metazoa; Chordata; Actinopteri; Toxotidae. The record is from RefSeq and is a predicted model, not a curated record. Gene Ontology annotation, cellular component: membrane. The coding region runs from base 47 to 2152 and encodes 701 amino acids. The transcript has 17 exons.